AUGAUUAUUAUAUCCAAUAAGUUGUCUAUUAUUUCUAUAAUAUUACUAUUCUUCAUUUGUGGUCUUCUUGUAUUAGGUGACAAAGAACAUCGUGAACAUGGUAGUUAUGCAGAAUCAAAAUUAAAAGAUCCCAAACACAGUGAACAUGCAGAUCAUGAAGCUGUUUUAGGUUCUAAAAAAGAAGCACAAGAAUUUGAUGAGUUAUCAGAAGAAGAAUCUAAAAAAAGAUUGGCUGUUCUUGCUAAGAGGAUGGAUAUUAAUAGUGAUGGUAAAGUAACUGUUGAAGAGUUAACAGAAUGGAUUCAUAAAUCAAUGAUUAGACUUGAUAAUACCGAAGCUGAAGAAAGAUUUAAAGAAAUAGAUGCAAAUAAAGAUAAUUUUAUUACAUGGCAGGAGUAUGCUCAUGAAGCAUUUGGUACCGAAACAUCAGCUAAUGGAGAAGCAAUUGUUGAUCCUGAUGACAAAAAAUUAUUUGAAGAGGAUAAAAAUUAUUUCAAUGCUGCUGAUGUAAAUAAAGAUGGAAAAAUUACUUUGACUGAAUUUUAUGCCUUCCAAGCACCAGAACAUCAUAAACAUAUGCAUGGUGUCCUUAUUCAGCAUACAUUAAUUGAUAAAGAUAAAAAUAAUGAUGGAAAGAUUAGUUUCGAAGAGUACAUGCAUGAAACACAAGGAUCUAGUGACAGUGAAUGGUAUCAAGUAGAAAAAGAUCGUUUUGAAAAAGAAUAUGACAAAAAUAAAGAUGGUUUGUUGGAUGAAGAAGAAAUUAAGAAAUGGCUUAUUCCUGAUCUCAAAGAAACAGCUAAGACAGAAGCAGAUCAUCUUAUGGAUAAAGCUGAUAUGGAUAAAAAUCUUGAGUUAACCUACAGUGAAAUUGUUGGUGCUCAUCAAACAUUUGUUGGUAGUGAAGCAACUAAUUAUGGUGAAAUUCUCAAAGAAAUUCGUCAUGAAGAAUUGUAA
Messenger RNA from Strongyloides ratti, 957 nucleotides. RefSeq names its product EF-hand domain and EF-hand domain pair-containing protein. Gene Ontology annotation, molecular function: calcium ion binding. Gene Ontology annotation, cellular component: endoplasmic reticulum. Bases 1 to 957 code for a protein of 318 amino acids. NCBI's taxonomy places the organism in Eukaryota, Metazoa, Nematoda, Chromadorea, Rhabditida, Strongyloididae. The transcript has 2 exons. The record is from RefSeq and is a predicted model, not a curated record.